Messenger RNA from Clunio marinus, 318 nucleotides. NCBI's taxonomy places the organism in Eukaryota, Metazoa, Arthropoda, Insecta, Diptera, Chironomidae. The record is from the annotation of a GenBank genome assembly.
AUGACCUUCCCUCACUGCCAUUCAUUUGCUAAUCUGAUCACGAUUUCAAUUCAUAGAAACUUUUCGUUCGCUUGUUUGUACGUUGUCAUGGAACAAACACAAAAAAAUAUUUUCUCUUUACUUUACUCCACCACCGAUGCUCACACAUUGAAUUCUUUUCAAGUUCAACCACGUGAGGCUAACUUUUCCAAAACGAACGCGCCCUUUUUUAUGUACAUCAAACAUCCAGCUAGAAUAAAAGAAAAUGAAAAGGGAAAACCAGCAGACGAGAGUGCUAAUUUAAAUGCAUUAAUCGUGAAAAAUGAAAAACGAAAAUAA